AUUUUAUUAUAAAAUGUCAACCGAUUUCACAGAUACUGCUUAAUAACUAUAUAUCAAAUGAACUGACUAUAACUUUAUCCUUACACUUUACUUGUCACAGGGGCUACAAUGUCGAGUAUUUAAGCCCAAACUAAACUUUUUGUUAACCUGUAACUGCUUUAUUUAAACUAUUCGGUUAUGUGAUACAAACCUGCGUAUAGCAAACUUGUCGAUAUCGAUCCACUGAGUAAAGUUGUCUUUUUAUUUCAUACUGCGCUCUGUGGCCACUUAUAAAUCAGGCUGCAGUCUCUGGGGAGCGACUGGGUCAUGAAAGAUCAUUGCGGUCCUUGGUUAAGAACCAUUAGUUCGUUGUAGCCCGGAGUUUCGGCACGAAGUGACUCAUUCGGGUGUCCCCUUUGGGACACUUUGCUGGUUGUUAUGAAUUAUUUGUAGGUUUCAAUCACGAUUAAAAUUAGCCUCGUCGUGCGUGAAGUCUGUGCAGAUGGUGUCCUGGCAUUUUUGAUAUUAUUGAUGGCACUUUUCUCUUAACGAGUACUCUCUACAUUUUGUAUUAGACGCGACCAUGCCCAUUCUCCGGACGCUGCAGGAUGAGGACCCGUCGUUCAGAUCACAGGCAGGCAUCUCGCAGUGAGAUCAUUUGUGUUAUAAAUAUCCCCGUGCCAGCAGUAGCUUUUGCAUGGAAAUGCCUGGCGAACACGCCACAAACCGGCGGCAGUGCGUGGAGCAAGGGAUCAGCAAAAUGCGGGCAUUGUCCUAGCAGCGAGCACUCGGAGAAAUCUGCUGGAAGAAUGCGCCUUCAGUUCCUCCUCCUCUUUGUGAAUCAUGUUGUCCGCUUCGCCUGGGGCCACGUCGAGCAGGUAGUGUCCGCAGAAUCACUCCAGGGCACUGCAAACGGGAGCUCUUCAGCCAUGCAGAGCCGCAGGUCACUAAGGAACGUGUACCAAUGGAAUAGGUCUGGGCCGCGCACUGGAAGACUCUAUUGUAGAGUUGGAAUUGGUUUUCAUUUACAGAUUCAGCCUGAUGGCAAAGUCAGUGGCUCGCAUGAAGCCAAUCUGUUCAGUAUUUUGGAAAUAUUCGCCGUGUCUCAGGGAAUAGUGGGAAUCCGUGGGAUUUUUAGCAACCGUUUUUUAGCGAUGAGUAAGAAAGGGAAACUCCACGCAACGACGAAGUUUACAGCGGAUUGCAAUUUCAAGGAGCGAUAUCAGGAGAACAGCUACAACACUUAUGCUUCGGCCACGUAUAAAAGCGAGAACGGUAGCCGCGAGUGGUACGUGGCUUUGAAUAAGUGUGGCAAAGUUAAAAAGGGGAAUAGCCCUCGGGUGAAACCUCAACACAUUUCGACACAUUUCCUUCCAAGGUUCAAGCAGUCUGAAAAAGAAAAGACUUUCAAAAUUACUGGAAAGAUUCCAGAGAAGAAAGCGCCACCCAACGCUCCGAAAUCUCCUCCUCCUGUAAAGGCCAGCAGGAAGUAUGUGAAUGUUAUCAGAUACAGGCCAAAAUUCCGUUUUGGAUAGCAGUGGGUG
Molecule: messenger RNA, 1523 nt
Organism: Hypanus sabinus (Atlantic stingray)
Lineage: Eukaryota; Metazoa; Chordata; Chondrichthyes; Myliobatiformes; Dasyatidae
Gene: fgf5
Product: fibroblast growth factor 5
Exons: 3
Coding region: 588-1514 (308 amino acids)
Biological process (GO): cell differentiation; positive regulation of gene expression; positive regulation of protein phosphorylation
Cellular component (GO): cytoplasm
Molecular function (GO): growth factor activity; fibroblast growth factor receptor binding
Source: RefSeq, a predicted model, not a curated record